Messenger RNA from Diaporthe citri, 684 nucleotides. RefSeq lists its product as uncharacterized. Bases 1 to 684 code for a protein of 227 amino acids. The record is from RefSeq and is a predicted model, not a curated record. The transcript is spliced from 3 exons. NCBI's taxonomy places the organism in Eukaryota, Fungi, Ascomycota, Sordariomycetes, Diaporthales, Diaporthaceae.
AUGCUGGGCAACUACAUCUUCAGCCACUUCUAUGAUGUUGCCAUCGUUAGCACUAAGCUCUCUGUCCUGGCCCUGUACUACCGCGUCUUCGUGACACCGGCAUUUCGAACCAUUGUGAUCCUGACAGCGGCAUUCAUCCUUCUAUGGCUUGUCACCAUGGACGUCGUGCUCGGUCUGGAGUGUCGGCCCAUCCAAGCUUGGUGGGGAGCCACGGAUGGCUCGUGUGUGGAUCUGGUCGCCUUCGGCUACUUCACGAAUAUCAUCAAUCUUGCCUCCGACAUGUGGAUCUUCCUUGUGCCCAAUCCCACCAUAUUGCGGCUUCACACCAGCAAGUACCGCAAGAUCAGUCUGUGCUUCUUGUUCUCGGUGGGCCUGGGAACCUGUGUUAUUAGCGGUGCGCGCUUGUCAGUCAUCUUCUCCACGGGAGUGACAGAUAUCACUUGGGAUGAGGUUCCGUUGGGGAUCCUUUCCGCGUGGGAGCCCUGUGGUGGCAUCCUCUGCGCCAAUGUCCCUAUGAUUUACAGGGCCUUUAGCAAGAUGGUGGAAAAUCCCUCUUCUGUAAAUACGGCCUCAGGGGGAAGCCUAGACUUCAGCAACCAUAAGAGGCCACGUGACGGAAGCAACUGGUUACCACUCAAUGAGAGCCGCAGCCUCGGUGGAGUUGGUUCAUCCAUUCCACAUUAA